GAUGACUACGAAACCGUCACUAAAAAUACCUUCCGGUAUUCGGUUUUCAGUUCUCCAGAGAUCUUUUAUUUCAAGAAUCCUUUAAAAGUUUGACGGAUAUUCAUAAUUUAUUUACAUGUUUUGGCAUUCUCUGAACUUUACAACGUUCGUAACACUUGGGAACUCUGAUUCAUUCAAUCAACAAGGGCUGGUUAAUAUUUUCUAUGAUAGAUAGUUCCCAUUAUAUUACACGUUGAAUCGAGAUAUCCUGUGUUCCGUACAGAAACGUCCUGAGCAUAUGAACCCGCCCUUCUCGUGAACACAAUUGAUCGCCGAGAGACUUAUUUUUCAAAGUCGUCUGGUCAUGUCGAUCAGACACUCGCUGAAACAAAACCUAGUGAAAGAGACGCUUUAUGCUGUUUGUUGCUGAGAAGCGUCGACAACCGAAGCACUUGUACAUGUAUGUAUAUACAAUAGACACUCUACACGAGGCGGGAUAGGUAAAGCGAUAUUACAGAAAUUGGAAAUCAUCACCGGUUGCUGAAGUAGUUUUCCUGAGAAUAACUAUAAUGGAAGAAAACGAAACCGAAAGUCUUGGCGAAUCACAUAAGCAGUGCUUUUCAUGGAUGAAAGAGACCUUAACUAAACCCAAUGUAACUCUUGAAGAGAUAAACCAGCAACACAUCCGUCGUUUUCAUGGAGGUCUUGUGUUACUAGGUCUAGUAAUAGUGACGGGAAUGAUUGGGAAUAUGCACGUGCUUGUUUUAUAUUACAAAAAAUUCAAAGUAUCCAAUUACCGCCUUUUCAUAAUUUGGUUAAGUUGCUUGGAUAUGAUAAACUGUUGUGUUAGUGCCCCACUCAUGGUGUUUUAUCUGCUUCACCCUCUAACUUACCCCUUCGAUGGAUUUUGUAAGAUAACCCGGUUUACCUUGUACUUUUGUGCCAUUGCGUCUACUUCCGCUAUGGUUGUCAUAGCAAUAGAACGGUACCGGAAGAUCAUGACCCCACAUUCCACGCAGAUUUCUCUACAGAAAGCGAAACUGAUGUGUCUGAUUAGUCUAGUAGUUGCUGCGAGCCUUUCGUGGCCAGCUCCAAUACUUUAUGGACUAACCCAAGUUCCAACUGGAGUAGAAGGUGUGCACGGAGUGCGAUGUCUGACUGACAACGCGUACAAGAACACAAACUAUAUGACCAUAUAUCAUUUCACCACUCUUGUGUAUUUCGUGAUUGUCUCGGUGUGUCUGAUAAUAGUCUAUGUCUGCAUAGCAAAAAGAGUUCUGAAAUCCGGGAAAUUCAAAGAUCGCGUGAGCAGUGUUUCUUUAACUUCAGACACUCGAGCGUCAAACGGAAGCUGUGUCACUAAAACCGUCACCAAGACAUUUACUUUUCUGACGGUGACGUUAGCUUAUAUCGCAUGCGCAACGCCGCAUCAUGUUUUGGCUUUACUCUACUUUUUAUCGCACAACUUCGACUGUAAACUGUCUCUUGGAGAAGCUCAGCUCUAUUAUGCUUUUGUAUGGUCGUAUUUCCUAAAUAACACAAUCAACCCCUGCAUUUAUGCUUACCGUGACAAGAAAUUUAGGGAGGAGUUGGAAACCAUAUACAGUUCUUGCCUAGCAAAAUGUUGUGCUGUCAAAUAAAGUGGUUAUUUAUCAAAAUGACGUCUGCACCAUCGGGCAAUUCGCUUGGUAGUUUUCAUUUGUCAAUUAAGACUUAUUCCGCACAUUCUUUGAAUUGCCUUUUGAAAAAUCAAUAAAUGAAGACACGUUAA
Messenger RNA from Ostrea edulis (European flat oyster), 1750 nucleotides. RefSeq names its product probable G-protein coupled receptor 45. Gene Ontology annotation, biological process: G protein-coupled receptor signaling pathway. Gene Ontology annotation, molecular function: G protein-coupled receptor activity. The transcript has 2 exons. The coding region runs from base 549 to 1619 and encodes 356 amino acids. NCBI's taxonomy places the organism in Eukaryota, Metazoa, Mollusca, Bivalvia, Ostreida, Ostreidae. The record is from RefSeq and is a predicted model, not a curated record. Gene Ontology annotation, cellular component: membrane.